Messenger RNA from Colletotrichum scovillei, 2297 nucleotides. RefSeq lists its product as uncharacterized. The record is from RefSeq and is a predicted model, not a curated record. Bases 86 to 1258 code for a protein of 390 amino acids. The transcript has 2 exons. NCBI's taxonomy places the organism in Eukaryota, Fungi, Ascomycota, Sordariomycetes, Glomerellales, Glomerellaceae.
CAUCAAUCCUCCACAUCAAUGAUUUUCUCCUUACCGGUACCAUUGAUUCACAGCUGUGAUACCCCAUCACGGUGGACGAAACACGAUGGAUCACGGAAACGCCAAAACAUCCGCCGAUCAGGCUAGAACGAACCGCGUCAAGAAGGCUCAACCCCCUCGAACUCCAGCAGCUAGAUACAACAGAAAGAUUCUCCAUGCACUCGAGCUUGCCAUUAAGAAGGAUCCGGAAGCAGACCUCGCUGGUCUCCUUACAUCGAAGUACACAGACUCUCUGCAGUCUUUUAAAUCAUCAGGAGCUUCGCAGACCUUGACGAUAGAAACCCCAAGGUCGAAAAUACCAUUUCCCGACACCGAUAUCCGUGCGAGACUUAAUGUUGCCAAACCGUCAACCAUUUUCUACGAGUUAUCCGCAGAAUUGAAUAGCCUGCUGCAACCCUAUCAAGAGCUCUCAGCAGGUAUCAUAGCCUUACUCGCCAAAAGCGAGGUGCUUUACGAAAGCGAAUGGGCUGCAUCUGUUAUGGUGUUUCGGCUCAACGAAAACAUUGUCGUCAAAGUGACGAGUGACGAGGGAUUUGCGUUAACCGAACAUCGAUCACUCUGCUACCUGAAAAGACAUUUACCCAGCUUUCCAAGUCCACAACCCCAUGGUUUGAUAGAAUUCGACAAUUACUACUUCCUCUUUACCAGCUUCAUUCCAGGCGUUAGCUUAGAAAAGGUUUGGCCUCAACUUGGCGAUGUUGAAAAGCGCGCAGUCAAGAGUCAACUUGAGAGGCUGCUCUCAACGUUGAGGUCACUUCCGCGCCCGGAAGGUUUACCACUAGGCGACAUCCUAGAGGGUGGCUGUCGAGAUGCCAGACGAGGCGUUCGGCUCAGCUCCAAAACAAUCAUGGACGCUGCACAAUUUGAAGACUUCAUCUUCGCCGGAUCUCAGACAGCAUCGUCCCUCUACACAAACUUGUUGCGCACCCUCAUGCCAACUCUACCUGCGGCAUGCGUUUUCUCGCACGGAGACAUUCGCCCUGGGAACAUCAUUGUGUGUCAAUGCAGUGAUGGAACCUAUCGAGUCGCUGGAGUAAUUGACUGGGAAUCAAGUGGGUUUUAUCCUGAAUAUUGGGACUGUGUAAAGGCAACAAACAACCUGACGCCAAGGGACCGAUCCGACUGGUAUCAGUAUCUGCCAAUGUCCAUAUCUCCCCAACGUUAUCCAAUUCAAUGGCUGGUGGAUAGAUUAUGGGAUCGGAGCUUAGUCAACAGCUAGACGACUGAAAAUAUUUUUUACGCUCACUGAAGCCUACUUGACUAUUGGACCUAGAGUACGCGAUGGACAUCAACUAAUGUAUAACAAUUUAAUCCUCAAAGCUCGAAUCGAAAACGAACUCUUCCGACAAGGGUCCCCCUUGGCCCUCUUGUCCCUCGUCGCCUUCGUAUUCCUCGUCUUCUCCACUCUCACCAUCCUGACCAAAGUCUUGCCCGUAGUACAUCAGCAUUUCCUGCUUGCCCGCGUACAAGGUUUCUUCGUCAAUCGCUCCGCAAGCGAACGCAGUGUCCCAGAUAUCAAUUACAUAGUCUUGGCAAUUCCAGGAUAAGCCUUCCCCAGGUACUGGGAUCUCGGGGAUUUGCAAGAAGAGCGUUUCCAACCAUCCUGAAUGUAUGGUGCAUAGGUUUAUGAGAGGCGUGAUGCAUCUCCGAGAGUUCGCCGGGUUCGUCUGGAGGCACUGGGCCCUGAAGGGACCAUCCUCUUCAUCCUGAACGACCUCGAAGACGUUCCACUGGUGCGUGCUUUGGUCGUGAGUGGCAAAUGCCCAAUGGUAAUAAUUGCCGAAAUGCGGUGUGUAUAUAGCGCAGUGAAGGCUGGCGAUGUACUUGGUGCCAUCAUCCUUCGAGUCUUUAUGUCGACGCUUUCUCGUUUUGCCGUUGUCGUUCGGUUCUUGAUCCCGAUGCUUUGGCUUUCUGCCUGAGGCUCCGGUCUUGUGCGAGCUCUUGCCCGAGGUCCGUUCUCUCGUGGCGGACGCCUUGGGCCUGUGAGAUGACAUCGGUAGGUUUAGAAGCUUUGAAGACCGCGAUGAAUGGAGUCGAGUCGAUAUCUGGGCCCAGAAACCUGCGUUGGCUCUAGAAGAUGCAAGCAAAUCAGGCAACAGGGUUUUGUAUUUUCACCUUGUGUGUGUCGAAAACUUAGAAAGGUUGAUGGAAGGUUUUCGUAGGAGGUCUUUCUGAUGGGGAAGACUUCGAUUUAAAUACUUUGUGCCAGGGUAAUUGGCGUAUAGAAAGGCUAUCCGCGCCCAGCGAGUAUCUCAUCA